GAAAGCGAAGCGGCAAUGGCUUCAGCCGGUCUGGAGAUCCUGGGGAUGAUCCUGACCGCAGCUGGUUGGCUGGGCGUCAUGGCCGCCUGCUGUCUGCCCAUGUGGAGAGUUGCAGCGUACGUAGGCCAGAACAUUGUGGUCACUCAGAUCGUGUGGGAAGGUUUGUGGAUGAGCUGUGUGGUGCAGAGCACGGGACAGAUGCACUGCCGGGUCUACGACUCCAUGUUGGGGCUCUCGGACGAUCUGCAGGCCGCUCGGGCGCUCUGUGUCGUGAGUGCACUGCUUGGUGUGGUGGGCAUGGCGCUGGCGGUGGCCGGGGCAAAAUGCACCAACUGCACCUCAGAUGCCGCAAGCAAGCCACGGAUCAUCAUGGCAGCCGGCGGGACGUUCAUUAUGUGUGGGCUGAUGCUGUUAGUGGCCGUGUGUUGGACAGCCAACGGCAUCAUCCUGGAUUUUCGCAACCCGCUCCUGGAGGAGACGCAGAAGAGGGACUUUGGCAACGCGCUAAUGCCAACAGUAGGUUUAGAGAUACUCGGAGUCACCCUAGCCUUAUUUGGUUGGAUUGUGGGAAUCGUGUCCUGCGCUUUACCCAUGUGGAAGGUCAGCGCUUUCAUCGGGGUGAACAUUGUGACGGCCCAGACCAUAUGGGAGGGAAUCUGGAUGAACUGCGUAGUGCAGAGCACCGGACAGAUGCAGUGUAAAGUUCACGACUCCAUGCUGGCCCUCAGCUCGGACUUGCAGGCGGCUCGGGCUCUGUGCAUCAUCUCUAUCGUGAUGGGAGUCCUUGGAGUUCUGCUCUCCGUCACGGGCGCCAAGUGCACGAGAUGCGUGGACGAGGAGCGCGUCAAAGCUAGAGUUAUGGUCACUGCUGGCGUCACCUUCAUUUGUGCUGCCGUCUUGAUUUUGAUCCCCGUGUGUUGGUCGGCUCACAGUAUCAUCAGGGACUUUUACAACCCCAACAUCAACGAGUCGCAGAAAAGGGAGAUAGGUGCAUCGCUGUACCUGGGAUGGGCAUCCACUGCCCUCCUGCUUAUUGGAGGGGGCAUUCUGUGUUGCAGCUGCCCCCCGGAAGAGGACAAAAGGUAUGGACCACCCAGCAGAAUGCUUUACUCUGCUACACGCUCUGCGGCACCCAGUGGUUUUGACAAAAGAGACUAUGUGUGACCAUGUUGACUUUGAUUUUCUUCACGCGUGUCUUUAACUAAGGCCGGAGCGUGAUGACGCAGGGGAUCGUGUUCUUGUACGUGUCUGCUGCGCUGCCUUUGCAAUGUUUUUUAUUGUCACAUGGAGUCUUUUGUUUGAUGAGGCGUCGUCGUUUUGUUACGAACAGUUUUGAAUUCCCAUAGUGUAAUUAUUUUGUAUUUUUUUCUUUUCUUAAGAGCAAUCUUAUUAUUAAGCAUAUUCAUAACCAUUUGUGUGCAGUAUUAUUAAUAAUCAUUUUGUUGCCAAUUAAAACAUGAUGAACAACUUAUUGUCAGUUUCUAUGUUUAAAUAAACCUUUUAUUACAUACGUCUA
Triplophysa dalaica is the source of this 1516-nucleotide messenger RNA. RefSeq names its product claudin-4-like. NCBI's taxonomy places the organism in Eukaryota, Metazoa, Chordata, Actinopteri, Cypriniformes, Nemacheilidae. Bases 16 to 1164 code for a protein of 382 amino acids. The record is from RefSeq and is a predicted model, not a curated record. The transcript is spliced from 2 exons. Gene Ontology annotation, cellular component: plasma membrane; bicellular tight junction. Gene Ontology annotation, molecular function: structural molecule activity. Gene Ontology annotation, biological process: cell adhesion; bicellular tight junction assembly.